Messenger RNA from Neurospora tetrasperma FGSC 2508, 174 nucleotides. RefSeq lists its product as uncharacterized. Lineage: Eukaryota; Fungi; Ascomycota; Sordariomycetes; Sordariales; Sordariaceae. The record is from RefSeq and is a predicted model, not a curated record. Bases 1 to 174 code for a protein of 57 amino acids. The transcript has 2 exons.
AUGAUCGAUGGACGAUUCCACGUUCAGGCAUUCUCGAUCCAACAGCCCGGUAGCAGAGGGAUGCUCAUGAUGAUUCGGGGAUCUUGGAUAUCCUGUCGUUACCUUUUCUAUCCCCAGGAAGCUGCGAACAACACCUGCGCAUCAUGGCCGCCGAGCUUCUGGAGACACCUUUAG